Dendroctonus ponderosae (mountain pine beetle) is the source of this 5029-nucleotide messenger RNA. RefSeq names its product glutamate decarboxylase. NCBI's taxonomy places the organism in Eukaryota, Metazoa, Arthropoda, Insecta, Coleoptera, Curculionidae. The record is from RefSeq and is a predicted model, not a curated record. Gene Ontology annotation, cellular component: cytoplasm. The transcript is spliced from 12 exons. Gene Ontology annotation, biological process: carboxylic acid metabolic process. Gene Ontology annotation, molecular function: pyridoxal phosphate binding; carboxy-lyase activity. Bases 188 to 1828 code for a protein of 546 amino acids.
UGCCGCCUACGCAAACUUCGUUAUUGAGUUUCCGUGGAGGCGGUUCCGGCUCCUCCCUUGCCAGACGACGUCACAGGAGCGCGCGCCAUCCUCAAUGUAGGUCACCUCUUUGACCUUUUGGCAAGCUGGAUCCGACUCAUCUCUAUAGGAACCAGCUUCAGUCGCCCAGCAUCCAGAGUUCUCCGUCAUGGCCUCCAACACCUCGAACUAUAAACUUAGUGCUACAACGGCCAAUUUGAAAUAUAAUGACAUACUGCCCUACCAUACUGACGAUGUACCUCUGGCGAGGGAAUUACUUCACAAAGCAGUUAGCGGCCUUCCAAAUUUUUUCAAAGAAAAAGUCCCCACGAACAUUCUGCCCUAUAAAACCGAGAACGAAGCACAGACUAGGGAGUUUUUAAACAAAGUGAUAGAGGUGCUGCUGGAUUUCGUAAAAGCCUCGAAUGAUCGGAACGAGAAGAUUCUGGACUUUCAUCAUCCGGAGGAAAUGCUGAAAUUAUUGGAUUUGCGGGUUCCAGAUCAUGGGGUCACUUUGCAACAAUUGGUUAAUGAUUGCGCUACAACGAUGAAGUACCAAGUGAAAACGGGUCAUCCUAGGUUUUUCAAUCAGCUCUCGUCUGGCUUGGAUCUGAUUUCUAUGGCUGGAGAAUGGCUGACAGCUACAGCUAAUACCAACAUGUUCACCUAUGAAAUUGCUCCUGUUUUUAUUUUGAUGGAGAAUGUCGUUAUGACCCAUAUGAGGGAACUUAUUGGAAGUGAUUGGAGAGACGGCGACUCCAUUCUAGCUCCAGGUGGAUCCAUUUCGAAUCUUUACGCAUUUUUGGCUGCCAGACAUAAAAUGUUCCCCAACUACAAAGAAAAAGGAAUAGCCACUAUUCAGGGACAACUUGUGAUGUUCACAUCAGAUCAGAGCCACUACAGUGUAAAAUCCUGUGCAUCUGUGUGCGGUCUUGGUACUGAUAACUGCGUAAUGGUACCAUCCGAUGAGAACGGACGUAUGAUUACUAGAGAGCUGGAGAAAUUAGUAAUCGAUCGGAAAAGCAGAGGACACAUUCCUUUCUUCGUUUGCGUUACAUCGGGUACCACUGUGCUGGGAGCAUUCGAUCCUAUUAACGAAGUAGCAGAUAUUUGCGAUAAAUAUGGAAUGUGGCUGCAUGUUGAUGCCGCUUGGGGCGGGGGUUUACUGUUAUCGAAGAAGUACAGACAUCCUAGGCUGAGUGGUGUUGAACGGGCGCAAUCCGUAACAUGGAACCCACAUAAACUAAUGGGGGCUCUUUUGCAAUGUUCAACAAUCCAUUUCAAAGAAGACGGCUUGCUCAUGAGUUGUAACCAGAUGGCUGCCGAUUAUCUUUUCAUGCAAGACAAGCUCUAUGAUAUCAAGUUUGAUACUGGAGAUAAAGUGAUUCAAUGCGGUCGCCACAACGACAUUUUCAAGCUGUGGUUGCAGUGGAGAGCCAAAGGAGACGAAGGAUUUGAAAAACACAUGGAUCGACUGAUGGAACUAUCUGAAUAUUUAGUGAAGAGAAUCAAGGAUCAACCUGACAAAUUCUACCUCAUUAUGGAGCCAGAAAUGGUAAAUGUCAGCUUCUGGUAUAUUCCAUCCCGACUGAGAAACAUGCCUCAUAGUAAGCAUAGAGAACAAGAACUUGGAAAGAUGUGUCCAGUUUUAAAAUCGCGAAUGAUGCAAGCUGGCACAUUAAUGGUAGGCUACCAGCCAGAUGAUCGGCGGCCUAACUUUUUCCGGAACAUCAUUUCUUCAGCGGCUGUUACUGAAAAAGAUGUCGAUUUCUUGCUGAACGAAAUGGACCGGCUUGGACACGACUUGUAAAUUGAAUCCGCCUCUACAGAGUUUCGCUAGAAUUUGUAUUCGUCAAGUUAUUCCUAUACUUUGGUGUCUAUUACAGUUUUCUCAACUUCACUUUUUCGCAUCUUGAAGGAAUACGUAGUAUAUCAAUGUUUAUUAAUAUCUCGUGCCAAAAUAUAGACAACAUCCCACUGAAUUUGUGAACAGUGGUCUUUAGUGCGAAAUUUAUGUACAGGAUGUGUUUCUAGCAAACCAACAUUACCUACCCAUUUACAGUAUUUAUGAUGCGAUUGGAUAUUCAGAAAUUUAGGUUAUUCAGUUCGAUUGAUUCAGCUUAGGGCACCAGGAUUGCUAUCACCUAUUACAAACCAAACGGUAGCGAAACGCGAACAAAAAUCAACAAUUAGCUAGUGGCUAAAAAGGCACAUAUGAAAUAUGAAAGGAAAGUAGAACGGGGAUAUAUCGAACAUUUAAAAAGUGAGGAACGCUUUCGGAUAUAUUUCAUUAUUUCUUUACUAAGUUGAGUUUUCGGUUUUACGAAGAGAAUACAUUCUUCUCAACAGCGCAUCGUUAAUAUUCGGACUGCUGCACGUUAACCAGAAGAAUUCUUGGGUAGCUGAAGUGGGAAACUAAACUAGAUUAAAUGCCUUUUUGAAAAAAACCAUUGCUUCUUGUCCGAUAAGCAAUGCAUUUCAAAUCCCCGAAAAUACAUCUUUCUAUGAGAAUAAUGUUUAGGUAUUGAAGAACUUUCCGAUAUUAUAUGUUUUUCCUUUGACUGCGUAUAAAAAUUUCGCAUAUCGAUGCAGAUUUAAAUUAAAGAAAUGUAUAAAAAUACGGCAGCUGCAAAACUCACGACAUCGUGACUAAUUGAUUAAUUAUUUACAGCUGCAUGCUAUUUACAAGCAGUUGUGUGCACACUUUACUCAAAUACGUAGUAUUUAAAUAUGUAGUAUUGGAACAAUAAAUAAAUAGUUACGCCCCAGUAUCCAUCUUCGGGUACCCUUAAAAAUAAUUACCCGAAAGCAGUAACCAACGAGUUACAAGGCGAAAACGAAACAGGCCUUUGAGUAAACAUUUUCCAAGGACCUGAAGAUAAAUUUUUAGGCCGCUACGACCUAAUUUUUUGCUUAAAAUGCGACUAUACUUGCACGUACCCCCGGUCUAUCAUUCAAAUACAGUCUGGUCUGAUUCUUAUACCGUUACUUCGAUAAUGGCUUAUAUAAAACAUUAUUACAUAUUAAAAUAGUUAUAUGUACUAUAUUUGCUUAAUAUUCUAUAAAAAAAUAUAAAAUACUUUCCUUUGCAGAGCAAAGUUUUCUAUUGUCAAUAAGGCAGUCAAUUAGUCAAUUUCUCUAUGUCGGAAUAUCGGUUAAUUAAUGAAACUAAAGGCAUUAGUCAAUUGUUAUUAUUAUCUUAGCGGAAUGUAUAGUUUAUUGAUUGAAUUAAAUUUAUUACAUGAAUUGUUUUUAAACAAGUUGGCAAAUUUUAUUAAUAAAUACGGUUUUAUGAACCAAUAGUAUCAUAUGAAAACAUAUCAAUGUAGGUGGCAGGAAAAGUCUUGAAACAUUACUGAAGAUUUUUCCAUUGCGGCCUGUUUGCAAAAUCACACGACGGUCUGAAUGGGUCAAACGUUGAAAUUUGAGCGUCAGAAUUUAAAUAAAAUAAACGGAAUUAAGUACUGAACGUAGAUACUCCAUAUCAUGUCUUAGAUCACGAUAUUAUAACACUACAAUAGAUAUACAUACCAUUGAUAUCGAAAUCUAAUGAAACCAAAAUAGCUUUUAAUAAAAAUGAUGCACUUCAGUAUUGGUUAAAUAAUUUGAAAGGUAAUUUUGCAUUAUCCGACUAUAAAAAUUACUACUAACCAUACAAAAAUUCAGUUUUAGAAAUUACGUUGUGUAAAAAUAUAAUAUCUAGAACUAUUAUAGAUAUCUAGAUGUGUAGCUGAUGCAAUAAUGUUGUAUGAUAAUUGAAAGAAUCUUUAUUUAGAAUCGUAAUCAGAAAACUAUAUUUUUCUCUAUCAUUUAUUUACUUUUAAAUGUAUUGUUAUUGUUCAAUCACACAUUGUCUAUUACGUUAUAUACUAUCAAUACAGUAUAAUAUUUUCGUGUGGUAGAAGUUCGAUUAUAUCAUGUAUCUACUCAAUAUGCUAUUCUGUGCUCAAAGUUAAGCAAAAGACCGUAUAAAUCGAGCUUCUACCGAUCACCAUAAAUAUGCGUUAUCUCUAUAUUGUAAAUAUACUCGAACCUAUGCACCUAUUGUUAACUCAGCACUUGAUGUUUGCACUAAACGUUGUAAUAUAAUAAUUGCACUUUCACUAUUAUGAAAAAAUGUUAUAGACAUAUUUUUGUUACGAAAUUAUAUAUAAAUAUCCAUUAUAAAAAAACCCCAAAACAAACUGGGAAGGUAUUGUUAUUCUCAAAACUGGGAACUGAAUCUUGAUUAGGCAUUCUAACAAAAAUAUGUCUUUCCUUUGUAUAUUGAUGUUGUUUGCAAUAUAAAUGUACCCGAAAGGAAAUAUUGCUCUUGUUUGUUGCUACUUAAGCGAAUACUUCUAAAUUUUGUCUAAAACAAGAAUGUUUAAAAUAUUGUUUAAUGCCCGAUCAAAUAGGUUUAACAAUUAUUACUGAGAAAACAAAAUCGACGAACAAACAAGUGUUAUAUUCCUCGAUCGGUGAUAGAAUUAUUGGUGUUCAAUUAGGCACUUAUAUUUGGUGCAAUGCUUAUUUAUUCUUAGUUUGUGCUGUUUUUGACAUUUAAUCAGAUGUCUUACGUAAAUAUUUAUUUUCUAUGAUUGAGAUUCAAUUCAUCAUGAUCUGAAAACAUGACUUUGUGUCUUCAUUUAAAAUUUGGUAAUUAUCCAGUAGAAAGUAUCCACUUAAAAUUCUGGUCAACUUUUAGUAAAUUAUUAAUUAACGAUUAAUAAGCCCCUCAUGCUUUUCUGCCAAUUUUAAGGCUGCGCUGCUUGCUAUCUUGCGGAAAAUUUCUUCUUUCGGUUGUUCUUAGCUGCUUACGCCAUAUUGUUAUCGUUGUGAUCGAUUACACUUUAGACUCUAAGAGAAAUGUAAAUUUACAUAUUUUAAUGUUACAUAUUAUGUAAAAAGGUAUAGAACCGAACGCAUAGUCAUCCAUACCCAAAUCCAUUACGGCUUAAUAGGCAUCGAAUUUUAAUUGGUAAAAGUGGAUGUAUAAAAGAGUAGAAAAAUAAAGUUAUAGCUGUCUUUA